UGGCGCCCACCCGCCUGCAAGCCGCCCCUUCUGUCUUAUUGCUGGAUGCUCCGGCGGCCCGGCCGGCCUCCUCACACACAGCGGGGCAAUCAAGUUCGGCAAGAUGUCGGUGAAGGAGGGCGCGCAGCGCAAGUGGGCGGCGCUGAAAGAGAAGCUGGGGGCCCAGGACUCGGACCCCACGGAGGCCAACCUGGAGAGCGCCGACCCCGAGCUGUGCAUCCGGCUGCUGCAGAUGCCGUCCGUGGUCAACUACUCGGGGCUGCGCAAGCGUCUGGAGAGCAGCGACGGCGGCUGGAUGGUGCAGUUCCUGGAGCAGAGCGGCCUGGACCUGCUGCUCGAGGCCCUGGCGCGCCUGUCCGGCCGCGGGGUGGCCCGCAUCGCCGACGCCCUCCUGCAGCUCACCUGCAUCAGCUGCGUGCGCGCCGUCCUGAACUCGCAGCGGGGCAUCGAGUACAUCCUCAGCAACCAGGCCUACGUGCGCCAGCUCUCCCUGGCUCUGGACACGUCCAACGUGAUGGUCAAGAAGCAGGUGUUUGAGCUGCUGGCUGCGUUGUGCAUCUACUCGCCCGAAGGCCACAUGCUGACCCUGGACGCCCUGGACCACUACAAGACCGUGUGCAGCCAGCAGUACCGCUUCAGCGUCAUCAUGAAUGAGCUCUCGGACAGCGACAACGUGCCCUAUGUCGUCACCCUGCUCAGUGUGAUCAAUGCCAUCAUCCUGGGCCCCGAGGACCUCCGCACCCGCACCCAGCUGCGCGGGGAGUUCACUGGGCUGCAGCUGCUGGACGUUCUGACACGUCUGCGGGAUCUGGAGGACGCCGACCUGCUGAUCCAGUUGGAGGCCUUCGAGGAGGCCAAGGCCGAGGACGCGGAGGAGCUUCUGCGCAUCUGCGGCGGCGUCGACAUGAACAACCACCAGGAAGUCUUCACUUCUGUGUUUCACAAGGUGAGCUGCUCCCCAGCGUCCGCCCAGCUGCUGUCCGUGCUGCAGGGCCUGCUGUACCUGGAGCCCACCCUGCCCUCCAGCCAGCUGCUCUGGGAGGCUCUGGAGAACCUGGUGAACCGGGCCGUGCUCCUGGCCAGUGAUGUCCAGGAAUGCACCCUGGAGGAGAUGAUGGAGCGGCUUCUGUCCGUCAAGGGGCGGCCACGCCCCAGCACCCUGACCAAGGCCCACAAGAGUGUCCAGGCUGACCUAGGCCAGGGUCGGAGGGGCAGCGUGCCCCAAAACAGCGGCGCCCCCAAGGCGGGGGUGGGGGGCCCGAGGCCCGAGGCGGACCUCAGCAGCCUGCACGCCGUCGAGGACCUGGUUGCUCCACAGCUGAAGGCCCCAGCACCCCCACCUGCACCUCCACUCCCUGGUCCCACCACGGGGCCCCCUCCCCCACCCCCCCCACCUCCUCCUCCCCCCCCUCCCCCACUGCCAGGCCUGGGAGCCCCAGCGCCCCCACCUGCACCCCCACUCCCUGGCUCCACCGCCGGGCCCCCUCCUCCUCCCCCCCCUCCCCCACUGCCAGGCCUGGGGGCCCCACCCCCUCCACCACCCCCCCUGCCUGUCUCUGGCGGGGCCUUACCUCCUCCACCUCCACCGCUCCCGGGCACGGGGUGCCCGCCCCCACCCCCGCCGCCUGGCCUGGACGGGGGCCCCCCUCCACCCCCACCCCUGCCGGGUACCUCUGGCCCCUCUGCGGCGGGUGGCGUGGAGGAGGUCAUCGUGGCCCACGUGGGCCCCAGCCUGGGCUCCUCCGCCUGGGUCCCAAGCCACCGGUGCGUGCACGCUCCCACUGUGCGCAUGAAGAAACUCAACUGGCAGAAGCUGCCGUCCAACGUGGCGCAAGAGCACAGUUCCAUGUGGGCCUCGCUGAGCAGCCUGGGGGCCGAGGUCGUGGAGCCGGACUUCUCCAGCAUCGAGCGGCUCUUCUGCUUCCCCGAGGCCAAGCCCAAGGAGCAAGUGGCAGCCCCGGCCAGGAAGGAGCCCAAGGAGAUCACUUUCCUGGACUCCAAGAAGAGCCUGAACCUCAACAUCUUCCUGAAGCAGUUUCGAUGCUCCAACGAGGACGUCACUGCGAUGAUCCGGGCUGGGGACACCACGAAAUUUGACGUGGAAGUCCUCAAGCAACUCCUCAAGCUCCUCCCUGAGAAGCACGAGGUUGAAAACCUGCGCGCAUUCUCGGAGGAUCGGACCAAGCUGGCCAACGCCGACCAGUUCUACCUCCUCCUGCUGGGCAUUCCCUGCUACCAGCUGCGGGUGGAGUGCAUGUUGCUGUGUGAGGGCACGGCCGUCGUGCUGGACGUGGUGCAGCCCAAGGCCCAGCUGGUGCUGGCCGCCUGCGACAGCCUGCUCACCAGCCACCAGCUGCCCGUCUUCUGCCGGCUGAUCCUGAAGAUAGGAAACUUCCUCAACUAUGGCAGCCACACGGGGGACGCGGACGGCUUCAAGAUCAGCACGCUGCUGAAGCUCACGGAGACCAAGUCCCAGCAGAGCCGCGUGACGCUGCUGCACCACGUGCUGGAGGAGGUGGAGAAAAACCACCCGGACCUCCUGCAGCUUCCGAGGGACCUGGAGCAGCCCUCCCAGGCAGCGGGGAUCAACCUUGAGCUCAUCCGCUCGGAGUCCAGCACCAACCUGAAGAAGCUUCUGGAAAUGGAGAGGAAGGUGUCCUCCUGCAUCCCUGAGGUGCAGGAGCAGUACGCCCAGCGCCUCCAGGCCAGCAUCGAGGCCUCCCGGGCGCUGGACGAGGUGUUCCAGGCCAUCGAGCAGAAGAAGCUGCAGCUGGCCAGCUACCUGUGUGAGGAUGCUCAGCAGCUCUCCCUGGAAGACACGUUCAGCACCAUGAAGGCCUUCCGGAACCUCUUCCUCCGCGCCCUGAAGGACAACAAGGACCGGAAGGAGCAGGCGGCGAAGGCGGAGAGGAGGAAGCAGCAGCUGGCCGAGGAGGAAGCGUGCAGGCCGCGGGGCGAGGAUGGGAAGCCCGUCAGGAGGGGAGUCGGGAAGCAAGAGGACGUGUGUGUCAUCGAUGCCCUGCUGGCCGACAUCAGGAAGGGUUUCCAGCUGCGCAAGACGGCCCGUGGCCGAGGGGACGCGGAGGGGGGCAGCAAGGCGGCUGCCGGAGACCCCCUGAGGGACAAGGCGCCUGCGGCCACCAGAGACCCUGCAGGAGACACCAGCCACCCCGCCUCUGAGCCCCACGGCAGGGACCGCGUGGAUGCCACGGCCCCCGGCCCGAAGCCCACUGCCGACCCAUCGGAGGAGGAGGGGCCCGGGCCCCUGGGGAGGCGUUCUUCCUGGUACACCGACGCCAGUGAUUUCCUGGCCGCAGAGGCCCCCCAGGCCCCCCAGCCCUCUGCGGGGGCCUGGCCGGUGGUGCUGGGAGGGGCUCAGGCCCUAAAGCCUCUCAGGCUCUCUGGUGACAAGCCCCCUGGGGCCACGGGGUCGAGCCAAGAUGCUGAAGACCCCGCAGGCCCUCGGGACGCCUGCCUGGCCGAGGCCGACAGCACCGUCCGCAGGCCGGAGGCUACAGGCCCGCGUGGCCACGGUGCCACAGGCCCCGGCGUGGCUGGGGACGGGGACGGGGACCAGGAGGACACAGCCCCGGAUUCUGCACUGGACACGUCCUUGGACAGGUCCUUCUCAGAGGACGCAGCGAUGGAUUCCUCAGGGUCCGGCACCCUCCCCAGGACCCGGGAGCGAGCCUCAAAGGGGACGGGCAAGCGAAGGAAGAAGCGCCCCUCAAGGAACCAGGAAGGCCUCGGCCGUAAGCCCAAAGCCAAGUGAGCGUGCCCGCUGCCGGCCUCCACACAGCCGUGGGCCGCCAGACGUGUGGUUGAGCGGGGCUCCUCCGGGGCCAGGCUGGGACUGGGCCCCUGGGAAACCAAAACUCUGUGCCUUACCCUCCGGGGCCGUGGGCCUCCCGGAGCUUCCUGGGGCGUUCUGGCCGAGACCCCAGCAGGCACCAGAGCCCAGCCCCCCGCACGCCCCAGCCCCCUCGUGGUCCGCUUGCCGAAUGCCGAUGCCCACGCCCACGCCGGCGCCCGCAUGCUCCCCAGCACCUGCCCGCAGGGGUGAGGGGCAGUGGCUGUGUCCCCAGGGCACCUUGAAGCUUGCGCCCUGCCCUCCGGCCACCUGGUGCCCAGAUGCUUCUGGAGACAGGCCCUCGCGGACCUCUCCCUGCAGAGCCGUGGGAGCCCCCGCCCGCUGCCUCCUUACCGAGCCUCAGUCCCUCGCUCCCCGCUCUGCCCCCCAACCUGCUUCGCCAGGCGGGAGCAGAGAGUGGUUUUUCACUGAGAUAGGGUUGUUCAUGCAUUCCUGCUGUCCUGCGGUAGCUGAGUUGGGUACAGGUGGGUGGGAGGACCCUGGGGCCUUGGGUAGGGGCAGGCUGGCCAGCAUUGCCACAGAUACGCCGUGGUCCCCCUACUCGGCAGACAGGAUCCACACCGGGCACGCCCAGCCCUGGGGGCGGGAGGGCAUCUGUUCUCACUGCCCCCGCCAGGCCCUCGCCACCCUGUCGACAGUGACCCAGCCUGCAGCCGCCGCUGCCUCCGGCGGGGUCGGGCGCGCCCCCCGCCGGGCCGAGAGGAGACCCAGGGCCCACCCCGGGAGGGCCAGCCUGCCUGCGCCCCCACACCCGCCCCAGGUGUGCCCUGCCACCCAGGCUGGCAUCUGGAGAGCCUCAGACCAAUAAACAAUAAAGAGCAGAGCCAGCCCA
This is a messenger RNA of Felis catus (domestic cat), 4703 nucleotides long. RefSeq names its product inverted formin 2 (gene INF2). Gene Ontology annotation, molecular function: small GTPase binding; actin binding. NCBI's taxonomy places the organism in Eukaryota, Metazoa, Chordata, Mammalia, Carnivora, Felidae. The record is from RefSeq and is a predicted model, not a curated record. Gene Ontology annotation, biological process: actin cytoskeleton organization.